Contarinia nasturtii (swede midge) is the source of this 1491-nucleotide messenger RNA. RefSeq names its product protein twisted gastrulation (gene cv). NCBI's taxonomy places the organism in Eukaryota, Metazoa, Arthropoda, Insecta, Diptera, Cecidomyiidae. Gene Ontology annotation, biological process: regulation of BMP signaling pathway. The transcript has 5 exons. Bases 527 to 1258 code for a protein of 243 amino acids. The record is from RefSeq and is a predicted model, not a curated record.
AAGAUAUUCAGUAUGAUUGAAGACACAAUAAGUUGAGCACAAGCUACACCGUACAGCAUCACAACAGCAGCACUGUUCGAUUGAUUUCUCGUUUCAUCGAUUUUUUUUUUACCUCUAACAAUUUAAAUCGUGCUCUCUCGCUCGCGUAUUGUCAAUUCACAUCACAAAAGAGGUGAUUUCAUCUAACUAAAACGACAUAUUUAUUCGAGUGUUAUGUGUUUUUAUAUUUGUUCGUGAUAACUCGUCAACGAAUUGAAAGAAAAAGUGAGCAACAUAUUUUAGACAAUCUCAAUUUAAAUUGCGCCUAACAUUGAUGGAUUUAGUGAAAACAAAACCGAGUGGACACACGAAAUUCCAUUGAUUUAUCGAAAUUGUAUAUUGAGUGGUAUUUUUUAAAGAAACAACAAGUCAAUUUGUGUUUUCCUAGAAAAUAAGUGAUAAAAAUCUAAGGAAAUAUUCGCUCUUUGAGUGAAGCGAUCCACAUUAAAUACACAGUCCGAAUUCAAGAACGAAAAGAAAAAAAAGUAUGGCAACGGAUUACACUAGGAUAUUUGGCGUGUCAACAUUGGCCGUAUUCUUGCUAAUUGUCUCAGUACACUUAUCGCAGUCAUGUAAUGAACAAGUAUGCGCAUCAAUCGUGUCCAAAUGCAUGUUAACACAAAGCUGUAAAUGUGAUAGCAAGAAUUACUCCUGCUGCUCAGAGUGCUUUAAAUGCUUGGGUCAUCUGCAAUUGGAGUGCUGCAGUUGCUUGGAAAUGUGUCCAAAACCAACGGAAACUCGAAAUGUAUCGCGUCAAUCGCAUAUUGAAGAUUUGGAAGGAAUUCCCGGCUUGUUCAAAGCACUCACCGAAGAGUCCGAUGAAGACGACGAUAAAUGGACAACAUUCACGUUUCCCGUUGAUUUUCAAACAGUGUUAGUCAGCCCAAAGGACAAAACAUUCAAGUACAUUUUUGUAUCCGCUGAUCAAAACUUGGACUCAUCGAUGAAGAGUAGAGAAGAAAUUGUCACGCACAAUUGCACGGUUGUUUAUAUGUCACAGUGCUUAUCAUCAAACAAAUGCAAGCAAAACUGUGAAAGCAUGGGCGCUACCAGCUAUCGAUGGUUUUACGAUGGUUGCUGUGAGUGUGUCGGAUCAACUUGCAUUAACUAUGGUAUUAAAGAGAGCCGAUGUGCACAGUGUCCAGAGUCAAAAGAUAUUGAUUUAUUAGACGAGGUGCCAUCAGACGAUGAGCUUGAUUUUGGCGAGAAUCGGCUUUAAUUUCAAUUUUAUGCAGAUUUUUACGUUAAGAUUUCGACCAAUUUUAUAUGUAAAUUGUAUUGAUAGAUUGCGCUUAUGUCGAUGCCAGGAUGGAAGGGAAAAGCGCACAGAAAUAUGAAAAAGACAAACUUUUGUAAUUUUUUACAAAACAAAAAUUAAUAAAUAUAUAUAUGACGAAAUCAAGAAGAAAUAAAAUAUCGUAAUUUCACUGACAAUUAAAUUAUAAAUUUGCA